CGUGAAGGAGGCAGCAGCGACACCUCCUCCACCACCACCUCCACCAGCACCGCCGCCUCCUCCCAGGGGCUUCCCCAGCGCGCGCCGGGGCCCGAGGGGCGCGGACGGGGCCCGAGCGAGUCGCGGCGAAGGGUCCCUGAGAUGGCGGAGAGAAGUCAAGGCAAGCUGGUGGUGCAGUUGGCCCGCGGGGUGCAGGCAUGGCCUGCCGAGCUCCUGCGCCAGCGCCGCACACUGGAAGGCGGCCCCGACUACCUCAUCCGCUGGACGGUCUCCACUGCGGACGAGGCGGGCGGCGGCGGCGCUGGGGGGUCACCCGCGGCAGGGGUGGUCGCCGCCACUGCCUGGAGCUCGACCGGCGACGCCGCCGGCAAGGCCGAGAACAUUCUCAUGUGGAUGAGCGAGGAGGACGUGCGCGCGUGUUGUGGUGCUCUCUUGCGCAAGCACAAACCCGAAGGAAGUGAACGUGGUGGCACCCAUCUCCUCCAGCAGAGCUCGAGCGUUGAUGCCGACAGUGACCUGGAGGAGCGGGAGUUCUCUUCGAUGCGCAGCGACGUCAUCCAGCUGGUCAGCCGUGCACGGCGGCAGGUGGAGAGGACCUUGGGCCCCGAAGCCACGCGCAACAUCUCGCACAUCAUCCACGUGCUGAGCGCCUACGCCAGCAUCGGGCCGCUGGCGCCCGUCUUCAAGGAGGCCGGCGCCCUGGACUUGCUCAUGGAGCUGCUGUGCAACAAAGAAAUGCAGACUCGUCGCAGCGCCGGCAGAAUGUUGCGCGCUCUCGCCUCGCAUGACGCAGGCAGCCGGGCGUACGUGCUGCUCUCGCUGAGCCAACAGGAUGGCAUCGAGCAGCGCAUGGACUUCGACAACCGCUUCACGCUGCUGGAGCUGUUUGCCGAGACAACCUCUUCCGAGGAGCACGGCAUGAGCUUCGAAGGCAUCCACCUUCCUCAGAUUCCAGGGCGAUUGCUGUUCUCGCUGGUGAAGCGCUACCUGUGCGUGACGUCGCUGGCCGACGCUCUGAGCAACACGGAUGGAGCUGGGGUGGGGUCUGGAAGGGGCCCGAGUGAGUCCAGCCGACUGCAGCGCGAGUUUGACUUCUGUAUGGCGAUGGCCAAUCUCAUAACGGAGCUGGCACGCAUUUUGGGCUGGGACCGCCAAGAACCUGAGAACCAGCAGCACGGCACCAUCGCCACCCCUGCGACUCCAAGCCGGCAUUCUAUAUUCCAGGCCUCGGCGGACAGCAAUGUUUCCGCUCCGGCCACCACUCCUCCGGAUUCCAGUGGCGCGUCUGUCGGAGCCCUCAGCUCCUUCGCUCCGGUCCCCCGUGUCGGUGGCUCCGGCUCGGCCGGCGGCAGCAGCGCCACCGCCACCGCUAACGGCAGCGCCGCCAAGCAGGCAAAGCUGGCGCUGCGACAGCCGGACGACUUUCCGAGACGCGCAGAUUACGGCGAGUCUGUGCAGGCGCAGCUCCGCGUGGGGAUGCGCGUGCUCAUGCUGGAGGACUACGAGAAGGUAUCGGCCGGCGACAAGGGAGAGGUGCGCUGCGUCAACAAGGGCUACCCGCCCGUGCAGGUGUACUGGGACUCGAUGCAGGCCACGUACUGGGUGAACUGGAACAUGGUGGCUAUCAUGCCGGACGAGAGCCCCACAGAGUGUGGCACCACCCCCACCGUCCAGGUGGCAGCGGCGGCGGCCCCACGGACCGCGGCCAUCCCCACCCCAACCCAGAACCUCUUCCCAAGCCCCCCCCCACUUGCCACACCCAACUCGGAGCCCGCAAAGAUGCCGGGCCGCCCGCUCGCGGGGUUGUACGCGUUUCCGUACCUGUGGGAGGCCUCGGGUGGGCCGGAGCGCUGGGACGGGCCCGAGGAAGGGUCCUCGUUGGGCCGCACGCACUGGUGGGAGCUGCACUUCUUCCUGCGCAAACUCGAGGGCGGGCAGCAGGACAAGGCCUGCGACAUCAUCCGGGACGCCACAGGGCUUCCCGUGUUCAGUAUGGAUGACGCCUCGCUGGCAGGUCUCUCGGUUGACCCCGAGCUGGCGCUGCGCCUGCUGCGCCAUCUACUGCAGGCCGAGCCGCCCUUCCGCCAGGACCUACGGAGCUCCAGCCUCUACCGCAGGUUUUCUUCCGAGCUCGACGAUCUGCAACAUGUGGCGACUUCUCGGCAAACCACAACCAUCUUCGGCCAAAGUGAUGCAUGCAAGAGCGAGCCCGCAUCCUCCCUUCAGCAGCCGUCGUCGUCAUCUUCGCUGUCAUCGUCGUCCUUGUCUAAGAAACCCAAGAAGGAAGAGGAGGCCAAUAACGCCUCCUCGUCUUCGCCGGGCUCCCCGGCCCUCGUCAAGAUCGACGCGAGGGGUGCGGGAGCUGUCGAUGCGGUUGCCGAUCCGGAGGGGGUGCAGGAGAGGCUUCGUGAGUUUGAAGCGUUCCGCAAGGUGCCGUCGGGCGAAGGCGGCUUGACAUGGGCGGCACGCGUGCUAUGCGCGCUCACGGUCUGGAAGCUGGCGAGCCGGGCGCCCAGCGACCGUGCGCUCAAGGUGGCCGCCCUGCAGACGGCGGUCACCGUGCUGGAGGAGCGCACGCAGGCUCCUGCUGCCGGCGCUGAAGACAAGGCCGGCAGCGACGGUGAAGAGCAGCGGUCGAACAAAGAGGGCCGGCAACGCCCUCGCACGCCGCCGGGGACCGAGGGCCUCAAGCCGCUAAUGCAGGCGGUGGUGCGGGAAUUGGAGUUGACGGUCGAGGACGUGGGCCCCGUUUACUGGGCCCUGCGUGUGGUGCGCGCCGUGCUGGUGCGGCCGGAGUGCUGCCCAGCGUUUGUGGAGGAGGGAGGAGUGGCGGCGCUGCUGGCAUGCAUGAGCACGCACGCCGACACGCUGGCCAUCCUGCACCUCGCAUUCACCUGCCUGCAUCUCGUGCUUGGUGUGGAGCUGCCCGAACCCUUGACCCAGGACAAUAUUGGGGGUCGCGGGGUCGUCAAGGCAGUGGCUAACGGGUCGGCGGGGAGCCGGAGGGGAAGUGAGUCGGACUGGACGGCCGCACGCGAGGCCCUGUUCAGCCUGGCCACGUCCGACCCCAUGGACAGCCCCUUUGCCGCCAUCGUGGAGGGCCUGGAGAAGAUCAUGUCCUCACCAGGGAAUAACAGCGCGGCGAGCGAGGCGCUGCAGCUUGUGUUGGGCCUCAGCGAGGUUCACCAGGGCGUCGCGAAACACCUGGGGCACUGCGGCAUGUCGCGACUGCUCGUCAGCUGCAAAAAGAAGGUGUUGUCCAUCGACCAGUGGGGCCGCUUCCUGGAGAUGCUGGGCCUGUACAUGGCCGUCGGAGGGGACGUGGCGUCGGAGUUGGUGACCAAGCUGCAUCGGUUGCAGCUGCCAAUGCAGCUGCGGAGCAGCGAGUUGUGCCGCAACAGCCUGCUGGUGCUGGACGGCUGGCUGUCGGGCGAGACCCCGAGGUCACCCAACGACAUGCAGCUCGCAGCCGUCAUGGCUGCCCUGGGCGAGCCUGACGCAUUCCGCAACAUCCUCGCACAGAUGGACGCCCUGCGCUCCGACAAGGAGUUGCAGCUCGCCGUGCUGCGGAUCCUGAGCCGUCUCGUGGAGCGCGACUCUCUUCCGUGGCACGAGUUUGUGGAGACGAGCCUCGCUCCCAUGAACACGCACAUCGGCGACAAGGAGGUCCAGCAGGAGUUCAUCACUCUGCUCCACCGCCUGGCGGUGGACAACAAGGACAAUGCGAUUGUCAUGUGCCAGCUGGGGCUGCGCGAGGCCAUCGGCCGCUCGCUCGAACGGCACGGACUGAGCCUGCGGCUGGCGGGCGAGCUGCGCGACCUCGUCGCCGACUGUGAGAAGCACGCCGGCCUCUACCGCCGCCUCACCACCAGCAUCCUGGCCGGCUGCAUACAGAUGGUGCUGGGCCAGAUUGAGGAAUCGCGGCGCACCCACGCGCCAAUCCACAUCCCCUUCUUCAACGUCUUCCUCCGCAACCUGUGCCAAGGCUCUAAGGUGGAGAUGAAGGAGGACAAGUGCUGGGAGAAGGUGGAGGUGUCCUCCAACCAAGCGCGGGCCGCCCGUCUGACAGACGGUAACGCCAAGACCUACUGGGAGUCCAACGGCAGCACGGGUUCGCACUACAUCAACAUCUUCAUGCACAAGGGCGUCGUGAUCCGGCAGCUGAGCGUGCUGGUGGCGAUCGAGGACUCGAGCUACAUGCCGGCACGGCUCGUGGUGUUGGGGGGCGAGGACCCCACGGACGUGAGCACCGAGCUCAAUGCGGUGAACGUACCGUCGUCGGCCAGCCGGGUGCUGCUGCUGGAGAACGCCACGCGCUACUGGCCCAUUGUGCAGAUCCGCAUACGGCGCUGCCAGCAGGGAGGGAUAGACACGCGUGUGCACGGGUUCGAGAUCCUGGGCCCCAAGCCCACGUUCUGGCCCGUGUUCCGCGAGCAGCUGUGCCGCCGCACCUGCCUCUUCUACACGGUGAAGGCCCACACGUGGACGCAGGCGCUGGGCCACGACCGCACGCACGUGCUGCAGCUCUACAGCAAGAUGAGCGCGGUGUUGCGUCACGAGCAGCAGUUUGCCGAGCGGUUUCUGCCGGACUUGGAGGCGGCGCGGGCCCUGGGACAGACGUGCUGGGAAGCCCUUGCGACGCCCAUCAUCAGCAACAUCUCCACCGUCAACAAAGGGGAUGAGAGCAGCCCGUUCGCCUGGCUACUUGUGGAGUACCUGGGCGCGGGCGGGGGCCGCGGAGCCGGCGUGGGGGAGGCGACGGGCGGAGGAGUCCCCCGGCGGGGCCAGCGCGGGAAGUCGCUGGUGUUCGCAUCGCGAGCGCGCCGCCUGUGCCGCCUGCUGGUGCACGUGGACACCAGCCCUGCCGCCAUGGAGGGCACCAUCCGGCCACCCUGCAAACCCGACCUGAAGACGAGCAAGGGCAAGGAGCGCAACGGUUGCAGCGCACCGGAGGGAGGACAGGAGGAGAAGGCCCCGCGGAAACCCAGCGCCAUUUCGCAGCUGGCGUCUUGCUGGGCCGGGGUGGUGCAGCAGCAGGUGUCGACGUUUCUGGACUUGAGCUGGAACGCGGCCGAUUUUGCGGAGCUCUAUCAAGAGCAGUUUGCGAGGCUGAGUGGCGCCAUGCGUGAGCUGUUUGGGAACCAUGCAGCCUUCAUGCUCGCUCUGCGAGAGGGCUUCCGCUCGGCCCUGCUGCACCUGCCGCACCUGCCCGGCGUCAAGGUGGCUGAGGUGUUGGCUCAAAAUGUGGACCGGCGCAUCCGGGCACUGGGGGUGGCACGGGCCAGCGGGGACGGCCUGGCGCAGCUCAUGUCCUCCUUGGAGCCAAUCACCUUCCUCUCCGGCCUAGAGAUGGCCAACACCUUCGAGCACUUCUACCGGUUCUACCUGUGCGAGCGGCUGCUGGUGCUGUGGGCCCUCUGGCUGGAGCCGCUGGUGAGCGCCCAGCUCGAGCCCUGCUUCCCGGGCCGCCUGCCCCAGCGCAUGCUGCACGACCUGGCCGACUCGGAGCGUGCCGCCACGCACUACACGCAGUACCGCCUGGAGAAGCUCGACCGCAGCCUUGCCUCCCUCUCCGACGAGGAGAUGGAAGACGGAAUGGAAGAGGAGGAGGAGGAGGGGGAAGAGAGGGGGAGCCCUUCCGCUUCUGCCCCAGAGCUGCAGGUCAUGGUGCUCUCAUCGGCCUUCUGGCCCGUACCCCCUUCUGCGCACAUGGCCCCCCCAGCGGGGAUGCUGCCGCCACCAUUGCUCGACUUUGUGCAGGAGUACACGGAGUUCUACUUCACAGAGCAAAGGCUGUUUGGCGUUUGGCACCAGCAGCCCAAGAGGCUGCAGUGGACGUGGCUGGGCCGCGCUGUGCUCGCGUCGCCAGACGGUCGCUUCUCGCUGCUGCUCUCCACCCUACAGAUGUUCGUCCUGCUGCUCUUCAACCGGCAGCAGGAGGUGCUCGUGGAGGAGGUCGCACGCGUGACUGACGCGGCGCCGUCCCUGCUGCGCCCGGCGCUUGCUGCCCUGCUGCGGCCCAGCGGGGUGCUCACCUCGAGCGACGCCGACCUCGACUCGCUCACGGGGGUGCUGCGGAUUAACGAGACGGCCCUGGAGGCGAUGAGCUCCAGCGGCGAUGGGCCCGUGUCGCUGCUGCCAGCGCAGACGUACCCGGCGAGCGAGGAGCUGGUGACGCGCCUUCUGGAGCGCAAGAAGAACGUGCUCUCCUGCGCCAUCAUGCAUAUUCUGAAGGCCGAAUUGGAGCUGCACAUCGACCACCUCGUCCACAAGGUGGUGGAGGUGUGUCAGAAGGGCAAUCUGGGCGGUCGCACCUUCGCACGCUUCACCUGCAGUGCUGUGGAGGUCAGCUGGUGCAUCGAGCGCCUGCUGCACAAGGGCUACCUUUGCCGGGAAGACGACAGCCCGCAGGUGCUGUACUACGUCCCAUCUGACCCCGCCUCGCCGGACAAACGGCGUGCCUACUCGAGCUGGCGACACCUCGACACGAUCAGCAAUCACGGCCGCGCGGGCACCGUGGCGCCCUGCCACGCACCUGGUGACGCCACCGUCCCCAAACAGGUGGUGCCCCAGGUGGAGGUGGCACUGAGCUCGCGGUGGCUCAGUGCGGGCCGCACGCUCUCACAGGAGGACGUGAGGCGCCUCAUGACCGGCGGCAUCGCCCAGGUGCAGGAGGUGCUGGGCCUGAGCGUGACCGUGGCCGAGCACCUGCUGGUGCACUGCGGAUGGAACAUGGACGUGCUGCUGCAGCGCUUUGCGGAGGCUCCCGUCGAGCUCAUGCGCGCCGCUGGCCUGGCCGUGCGCAACGCGCCGCCCCCCGCCCCCCCCCCGCCGCCGCUGGCCCCGGCGCCCGCCGACACCUGCCCCGUCUGCCUGCUCACCACCGUGGACCACAUCGCGCCGCUCUGCUGCCGCCACUCCUGCUGCAAGUCGUGCUGGAGGGAGUAUCUCUCCAUGAGAGUGGAGCAGAACAUGGUGACGAACUGCAAGUGCCCCAUCUCAGAGUGCCUGGCCCAGCCGCCACCAGAUUUCAUCCGCAGCAUCCUGGAGCAAGAUGCCGAGGCAUUGGCAAUGUACAAUCGCGGGCUGGUGCGCUGCUACGUGGAGAGCUGCACCAACCUCACGUGGUGCACCAACCCUCAGGGCUGCGACCGCAUCCUGUGCACCGACUCGAUCGGCCACGCUGGCACCUGCGCCAAGUGCCACUGGAGCUCCUGCUUCUCCUGCAACUUUCUGGAGGCGCACUACCCUGCCAGCUGUGGGCACAUGUCCCAGUGGAUGGACGACGGCGGGUACUACGAGGGCAUGAACUCGGAGGCGCUGAGCAAGCACCUGGCCAAGCUCAUCUCCAAGCGUUGCCCCAGCUGCCAGGCGCAGAUCGAGAAGAACGAGGGCUGCCUCCACAUGACUUGCGCCAAGUGCAACCAUGGUUUCUGCUGGCGCUGCCUAAAGCCCUGGAAGCCGACCCACAAGGACUACUACAACUGCUCGGGCAUGGUGAGCCGUGCGGCCAAACAAGAGAAAAAAUUCCACGAUUACAACGAGAUGUGCAUUUUCCACCACCAAGCGCGGGAGUUUGCGGUGAAGCUGGCGGCCAGGGUGGCAGCAGCCAAAGAACAUCUCCCGCUGCACUCGCUCGUGUUGGUCACGGACGCCUGCAACAUCCUCGUGCAAGCCCGCAAGGUGCUGUCCUACUGCUGUGUGUAUAGCUAUUACAGUCAGGAGGCUGAGAAGAUGACCUCGCUAGAGCAGCAGAUGCACAACCUGGAGUUAAACACUAACAGCCUGCAGGUUCUACUCGAGAAGUCGCUGCUGCAUUGUACGGAGUUGGCGUGGUGCGUGCGACUGCUCAAGCCGGUGCACCUGGCGUUAGGCCGCACCAUCAUCGGACGCAUCCAGGAGCGGCUGCUCGCGAUUCUGCACGCGUCCACACAGGAUUUUAGAGUCGGGCUGCAGGCCGAGGGCUCGGCGACAAUGGACCGCGAUGGGGAGUCGGCCCCAAACGCGGAGAACAGAAACCUCAACAUCACCAUAGAGUGCACUGAGGCGGAGACUGAAGAGGGUGGUGGAGACGACGGGACGGGCGAAGAGGGGGAGAACGACGAGACUUGGCGCGAGCAGUUUGAGUUUGGGGACACGGAGGACGACUUCACGGACGAGGACGACGAGGAUGAGGACGACACGGACUAUGUGGAUGGGGACGUGAUGUUCUCGGGCGAGGAGGAUGACUUCUUUUCCUAAAGAUGACCAUGCGUGCCACCACAAUCACUCCGCGCCACUACAACCACCCGCAUUCACCGCCACCGUGCACCAUCGUGCACCACUGUCUCGCGACACUGCACCUUCCGCACACAGCGCGACCCAAGCCAUUCCAUGGCCGCCCGGGGGCGGCCCUGCGUGCGCUUCUUCUUACACUUCCCGUGCUCGUGUCCGUUUCCCCGGCUCUGCCGGCCGCUCCUCGUGGGGGAUGAAUCCCCGUCGUGCCCCGCGCCAUCGCUAGGAUGGCCCCGCGCUGCGCCCAGCAGCAGGCCCGUGUGAGCCCUGCUGUUGAAGGGGCGCUCGCUGCAGCUUUGAGUUGUUUUCGUGUUGGCUCGGUUGAGGAGCCAUGCACUUGUUGUUGUGAACGUACGGAGAAAUGCAGCUGCACCUGGCCCCUAGGGCCACGGACACACGAAUCAAAGAACGUGCACAGUUUAACCUAUACGAAAAUUUGAGUUUGGAAAUAUUGCUGAAUAUUUUACACCAUUAAAGUGUAAUAUUUUAAAAAAUAAAGUAUAUGACGAGUUGG
This is a messenger RNA of Lethenteron reissneri (Far Eastern brook lamprey), 8788 nucleotides long. Its product is annotated as cullin-9-like. Lineage: Eukaryota; Metazoa; Chordata; Hyperoartia; Petromyzontiformes; Petromyzontidae. The record is from RefSeq and is a predicted model, not a curated record. Gene Ontology annotation, molecular function: ubiquitin protein ligase binding; zinc ion binding. Gene Ontology annotation, biological process: ubiquitin-dependent protein catabolic process.